Molecule: messenger RNA, 1959 nt
Organism: Amaranthus tricolor (Joseph's coat)
Lineage: Eukaryota; Viridiplantae; Streptophyta; Magnoliopsida; Caryophyllales; Amaranthaceae
Exons: 2
Coding region: 703-1959 (418 amino acids)
Molecular function (GO): protein dimerization activity
Source: RefSeq, a predicted model, not a curated record
GCUGGAGGCGGAAGAAAGAGUAAAACCCAAAAACAAACCCUAAACUUCGACCUUCCUGGUUCCUGCCUUCCUCUUCCUCAAUCCUCUUCAAUUCCAUAAUUCAAUUCCUCAAUCCUCUUCCUGCUCUUCUCCUUGCUGACGAGUGACGACGCCGGCUCCUUCCUCUUCACUUCGAGCUUCGUCUGACUCUAUUCGACUGUUCGUCAAUGGUUUGGCAUUCCGGGGACAUGAUGAAAGUGAUGAGUCAUAUAGUAGAGGUAACUUUCUUGAGCUUUUGAAGUGGUUGGGGGGAAGGUUGAGGAAAUAAGAAAAUAUACUUUCCAAAAUGCACCCAAAAAUUUUCAAUUAACAUCUCCCAAAAUUCAAAAAGACAUUAUCACUUGUUGUGCAAAAGAGACUACUAAGCGCAUAAUAGAAGAGGUUGGUGAUGGUUACUUUUCUAUUUUGGCCGAUGAAUCAAGUGAUGUGUCUCAAAAAGAACAACUAGCUCUUGUUUUGCGGUUUGUUAAUAGAGAAAAUGGAUCGGUAGUGGAACGCUUUUUAGGCAUUCUACAUGUGGGUGAUACUACUGCUUUGUCUCUUAAAAAUGCCAUUAUGUCCUUACUUAUGGAACAUUCAUUGAGUCCUUCCAUGAUAAGAGGUCAAGGGUAUGAUGGGGCAAGUAACAUGAGGGGUGAAAUCAAUGGCCUCUAGACUUUGAUUAUGAAUGAUACUCCAAGAGCCUAUUACAUUCAUUGUUUUGCUCAUCAACUUCAACUAACUCUAGUUGCGGUUGCUAAAAAGAAUGUUAAUUGUACUUGGCUUUUUGACGUACUUGCAAACUUGUUAAAUGUGGUGGGAGCUUCUUGUAAGAGAAGAGACCUUAUUCAAAAAAACCAAGCUCAAGUAGUGGCUCAAGCUUUGGAAGUGGGGGAAAUUGAAAGUGGAUCGGGUUUGAAUCAAGAACGUGGUUUGAGUAGGCCGGGAGAUACACGUUGGGGAUCUCAUUACAAGUGUCUAAUAAGUAUCAUCAACUUGUUUCCUUCAAUUGUUAAAGUGCUUGAGGAGAUUGGAGAAAAUGGCUCUCCGAAUGAUAAGCUCAAAGCUCAAGUUGUUUUAGGAUCUUUGGAGUCCUUUGAUUUUAUUUUUAUGGCUCAUUUCAUGUUGACUAUUUUUGGCUACACUAAUGAUUUAUGUGUUGCUUUACAAAGAAAGGAACAAGAUAUUGUGAAUGCCAUUAGCCUUGUUAAAAGUACAACGAAUGUGUUGCAAAAGAUGAGGGAUCAAGGAUGGGAUAGUCUCUUAGACAAAGUCAUUUUAUUUUGUACUAAACACGAGAUUGAUGUUCCAUCUAUGGAUGCUCAAUAUGUACCUCAAGGAAGAUCAAGACGUUUUGCUAAACAAGCAACAAAUCUACAUCAUUUUCGGGUUGCAAUCUUUUUGGAAGUAAUUGAUUUGCAUCUUCAAGAGAUUGAUAACCGUUUUAAUGAGAAGAACAUGGAGUUACUUACAUGCAUGGCUUCGUUGAGUCCUAGAGGUAACUUUUCAUCUUUUGAUAAAGAGAGGAUACUUAAACUUGCUUCUUUAUAUCCCGAAGAGUUUUCAUGCUAUGAUUUAACGGCUCUUGAUCUUCAACUUGAUGUCUUCUUGGAUUCUAUGCAAAAUGAUGAAAGAUUUCAUGAUUUGCAAGAUAUCAAUUCUCUUUCCAUGAUGCUGGUUAAAACAAGGAGACAUGAGACUUUUCCUCUUAUACAUUUGCUAAUCAAGUUGAUGUUGAUUCUUCCUGUUGCUACGACAAGUGUAGAAAGAGUGUUUUCCGCAAUGACGUUUGUCAAAAAUAAGUUGAGAAAUAGCAUGGGUGAUCAACUAGUGAAUGAUUGUUUGGUUACUUACAUUGAGAAGGAAGUGUUUCUACAAGUUUCUGAUGAAAAGAUUAUUGAUCGCUUUAAAAUUAUGAAAACUCGAAGGAUGAAUUUAUAA